AUGAUCCAGAUUUUUGCUGGAAAAUAUGCUGGCCAUGAAGCAUGGAUGGAUAAUUCGCAGACAUGGCAUGUCAACAAAGGAACAGAUACAGCAUCUGUCAUUGUCCGUCUCCAUAAAGGAAUGGGACUUGUGCAAUCAACCAUCUGGAAGAGCUCUUUUCAAGGGAAGGACUUUCGAAUCCUUGAUGCAACUUAUCAUCAUGAUCUGAAGAACCACGUGUUUGUGCUGGAAGCAGUUGCUGUGCUUGUUCAGUAUGCUAUGGAUCAUGGACAUCCAAUUUUCCCCGCAAAUACUGGUGAUCAUUACCCAGAUUCGGAUGUUUAA
This is a messenger RNA of Cylindrotheca closterium, 324 nucleotides long. NCBI's taxonomy places the organism in Eukaryota, Bacillariophyta, Bacillariophyceae, Bacillariales, Bacillariaceae. The record is from the annotation of a GenBank genome assembly.